Messenger RNA from Diachasma alloeum, 6137 nucleotides. RefSeq lists its product as uncharacterized. Bases 321 to 1955 code for a protein of 544 amino acids. The transcript is spliced from 4 exons. The record is from RefSeq and is a predicted model, not a curated record. NCBI's taxonomy places the organism in Eukaryota, Metazoa, Arthropoda, Insecta, Hymenoptera, Braconidae.
AGUGCGGUGCACAGUCGUGCAACAUUUUUCAUCCAUCAAAAGCGCCUAUAAUCCCCCCAAAAACACAGUAAAAAGCCCCGAAAAACUCUCACAAAUCCCUUCAAUAUCAUAAAUCAGUGAACAAUGCGUGGAAAUUGCCUCGCAUGUACCUAAAAAAAUUGUGAAAACUAGUGAGCGGGAAAAACGUUUUCGGUGGCAAUGAUGAGUUAACCGUGAGGCCAGGUUCGUAGCCAACAAACAUCGAAAGCUUGUGGACGUCGUGCAUCAGUUGAAUAACAUCUGACGAUAAAUAUCCAUCGACUUAGAAACCCCCCAAAACAAUGAGUGCAUCAGCGAUAAAAUCACCGAUGCCAGGAGUGCCAAGUUCGGCGCCCCCAACAGGUCACUCAAUGCUCCCAAUGACGGCGAUGGCCCAGAAAGUGUCCCCAGGUGCGGACUCAACAGCCUCAAUGAAGCCCCUGAGCAACAGUGGUCUGAGUUACGUGACCCUUCAGCCAGCCUCGCAGCCCCUGAGCCUGGUGCAGGACCACAGGGGUCCAGUGUACCCAGGCCAGCAGUACAGCAGCAACAACGGUGACAAGCCGGAGGCGGAAAAGUCCCUGGCGAACGGUGUCGAGGGUGUGAAAGCCCAGUUGGACCAGGAGACAAUUCCAAAACAGUCAGAAGUCAACAGAAACAACAAUCUGAGUCCCGAGAGUUUGAUCGAGUCUGAAAAGGGCCCUGGCGAUGUGCCUGGGGAGUCGAUGAAGCCAGAGGAGAAGAAAUCACCGAUGAACAAUGGCUCGAAGGACCCGGAGACCACUCAAACCCCCAAGACACCCCAGAAGGAGGAGCCAAGUUCGCAAAAUGUACAGAAAAAAACACCGACUAAACCAGAGACAUCGUCACCACUCAAAGCAGAGAUGAAGAUUGCAACUACACCCAGAGUUGUCAAGAGAAAAUCACGCGAGCUCAAGGAUCUUAAGGGGGGUGUUGGGGAGGGGGGCAGCAAACCCAAGAGAAACAGAGUUCAGACACAGCCCUAUCAGAGCCCCUUGCCAGAGAUUGCCUUGAUAGUUAAGACACUUAGCAAACCGGUGGCUAAUAAGAAUGCCGAUGACAAACUUAUUGUGUUCUAUAAGAAUGAGUUUCUCGCGGUGAGAAAUGCCGAGGGGAGCUUCUACGUGUGUCAGGCCAUGCAGAAUAUUUAUAAGAGCAGUAGGCGCAUCAGAAUUCGCUGGCUCUCGCAGGACAAGAAUAAUGGGGAAAUUUAUUCACCUGAUUUUUAUGAUUUUACUGACUUCGACUGCAUACUGACGAACCUGAACCUCAACAAAAUCGACAAGAAUAAGUUUCAGUUGACGAAAAUCGAGCUUUUGCGUACGGAAAAUAUACUGAAAAGAGCAAUAGACGUGGAGGCUGGUGUCUCUGAAAAGCCAAGUGUAACAGAGGAGCAUCCAGACGGACUUGACUUAUCCCUGUACAAAGACGAGUCACAAUUGAAGAAGAGAAAAAGCACCGUCAAAGGAAAACAACGCCAACGCAAGAGAUCAAAACGCGACACAUCGUCGUCGUCAUCCGAAGAUGAAUCGAGCGAUGAAGAUGAUAAAAAACCAAUGAGAAGCAGUCGUAAUAAAAAACGAAUCACUAACAAAGCACUGGCCAUUGCCAAAUCAGUUGCUAAAGUACCGUCACGAGCUAAACGUGCAUUAAAUCGGGCUAAUAAGAGCCCAGUUAUAAAUAAUACGGAGGAGGGAAAGCGUAAUGAUGCGAAGAAGGUGGAGAUGAAGAAAACUAUUAAGCAAACCAGUACUGCACCCAGAACGAAACUGCGUGGGACUGGCGAGAGCACAGAUGUGGAGAGGAAUGAUAAAACAUCAACGGGACGUGCAAAGAGAAUGGCAACAACCACUUCGAAAAUCACCACCACUGAGGAUUCAACUUCUCGAACUAAAAAAUCACGUGGUAGAGCGUAACUUUAAUUCGAAUGAAAUAUUACCUAAUUAACAAGGAAUUUAAUCGCAUCGAGAUCCCACGCCUGAAUUUCCCCGAAAAAUCUAAUUAAUUAAUUAUUUUCUCAUUAAAAAUGGGGAAAACGUAACAAAAUGAUUUCUCACGCCUCCUGAAUUGUCCAAUUAUCCCGUUAAUGAGUGGAUUUACGGCAAAAUGUGUCUCAACCUUUUUUGCAGCUUAUGAAAUUCCUCAGAAAAAAUGUCCUAUAACAUUUGGGCGUAAGUCCACUCGUUGCCGAGAUAAUCGCGCAUUUAAUGGGAGUUUUGUUUCGUUUUGUCACUUUGUUAUUUUAUUUUUGCAUAAAAACAUUUUAUUUUGGUUUUUCCACGAUUUUUACUGUUUUAUUUGCAAUAUUUUCUAGGAUUUUUUGAUGAUUAAUUACUGAAACUCAUGCAUGGGAUCCAGCAAAUGAAAAAGUCACGAUAUUGUGUGAAAUAAGGAUGACACGAGGUUAAAUUUAAAUACCUUGGGUUAAUGAUUAUCUACAGGGUGUUGUCAUUCGCACACUGAUGCACUAUUGCAAUAGUAUAUUUUUGAUGUCGUACACGAUUCUAAUUCUCCUUUAACUCAUGUUUGUGUGAAUAAUUUGAAUAAUUCCACGUUCUGAAGGGACUCCAGUCAAAUCAAGAAAACUUAUUCUGUUAAUUUUGCGAAUAUCUCGUUAACUAUUGGUCCUAAGAGAAAAUGUCACUGGACCUUUUUUGUAGCUGAUAAAAUUCCCCAACAAAAAUGUUCUAUGACAUUUUCCCCUAAAACCAAUAAUCAACCAGAUAUGCGCGGAAUUAGGAACAUUUUUUCUCAUUCAACUUUGAUCCACUCAUCAACAAUAACCUCUCAUUAUCUCGUUAAUGAGCGAAUCCAGCGUAAAAUGUCACAAUACAUUUUUUUUAGAGAAUUCAAUUUCCUAGAAAAAAUGACGAGGCGCAUUUUGUCGUAAGUCCACUCAUUACCCAGAUAUUCAAGUUCUGAAGUUUAAACCCCUCAAGUUGUGAUUUGAGUGAACUAAAACCUCGAAUUUACGUUAUUUCUCGUUAUAAAUUCAUCAAAACUAAUUAUGGAAAGUCCAUUAACAUCGUUAAUCACAACGAGAAAAGUAUCUGAUGAUAAAACCCCCACAAGGACAAUUAUUCAAUCGAAAAGAAUGAAUUUUUCAUUAAUUUUACUUCACUCAAUCCCAAGAGAACAAAUAAUUGUACAAAUGCCCCACAAAAACCUCCAAUCAUCAGUAAAAAAGUAAUAACCCCCAUCUGAACAAGAACAAUCCCACUAAUUAAUCAAUAGCCUCCUAAAUAGAUCGAGAAUUAGGAUAAAAUGUACAUCAUGUUUAAAAAAACAAAGCACUGCUCAAGAUAAUUGCAACCUAAACUAGCAGUUAAACGAUUGAAAAUAAUAAAUCAUGGUCCAAUUACGUAUUUUUGGUUUAAGUUGAAUGUGCAAAUUGAUUGAUCACUGAUUAAUUGCGUCAUUACGAUUAAUUGUGAGUGAAAGAUAGAUAAUUCGAGUACAGAUGACCGAAUUCUGUAGUAAUCAUGAGAAAACCAAGUAAUUAAUCGAUGAAUUGUAAUUAAAAGAGAAAACGUUUCAAUUUUUCUUUAUCAAUUCGAGGAUGCAGCACCUAAUUCAGAGGUUGUGGUACCUUUUCACCUCGAUUUAUUGAUUUAUUGAUCGAUUGAUUGGGAGGGAGUUUUAAUUGAUCGAUUGAUUGAAUGGGAAAAUUGGUGAAUGAAUUUUAAUUGCCAAGGAUUUGCGUCUGAUUGUACAUUUUCAAUCGUAGUAUGAUAAUCAUUUUUUUUUCUUUGAAUUAACCAAAUCUAUAUUCGAUUUGUUAAUUAAUUUAGGGUUAAGUUAUUGAUUGUAUUGUAUUCAUAUCAAUGUUUGAGGUAAUCGAUUUUCAUUGCCAGGUUUUAAUUGAGGGGAGGAGCGAUUAGCAUUUAGGGUAGGAUUAUUGCACGGAAUUAUUUUCAGGAGGUGAUACAUUUUUUUUAUUGACUUUAGUUGGUGAUUGAUUUUGUGGGCGAGGGGUGAGAGCUUUUUGGGGAGGGUCGGGUGAAAAUUUUGUCUGAUAAUUAAAUUAGAUAGUAUUGAGGUAAUUAAGCAGUUGAAGAUUUUUUUUUUUUUGAUUUAGUCACGUUGGAAGGAUUUUGAUAGUCAAUUUGACGAUUAUCUCGGUGGGGAGGGGGUUUAGGGGAAAAUGUUACUGAACAUUUUUUGUAGAGAAUUUCAUAAGCUACAAAAAAUGUUCAAUAACUUUUUCUUCUAAAAUCAAUAAUUACGGAGAUAAUUAAGAAAUUACAGGUGACUUUUUUUCGCGCUUGAAAUUUUUUUAAUAAUUUCGGCACUUGUUAACUGCUUUAUUAUUUCGGUAAGGAGUGGAUUGAGUGGAAAUAGUCAUAAGACAUUUUUUGUAGAGAAUUUCAUCAGCUACAAAAAAUGUUCAAUGGAUUUUUCUCCUAAAACCAAUAAUUACAGAGAUAAUCGAGAAGUUGGUGAAGUCGUUUUUGUCUCACUUGAAUUUUUCAAAUAAUUUCAGAACUCGUUAAUUAUUUAAUUACCUCUUGAAUUAAUUAUCAAUCGACAUCAGACCCCACCUGUCACCACUCGCCAAAUCAAUAAGAAAUUUAUUUUUUUUCAAUAAAUUUUACAAACAUUUUGGCCAAUCUCCAAUUUGGCAUUUUGAUGUUUUUUUUGAAAACCUGCGCAGCAGCGAUUUUCCGCGGCAUAAUUAAACCUAAUUACCUUAACAAAGAAUUGAUAAGUAUAAAAAUGAAUGAAAUUCAAUGAAAAUAAUGUAUAAAGUCUUCGAGUCUAAUCAACUUAACGAUGAAGAAGAAAAAUAUAUAUUAUCAUUUUUUCCGUGAAUUUUCCUUUUGGAUAAUUCUGGGUGCAAGUGGAAUGAACUAAAAGUGUUUCUAUUAUUUACUCCGAUGCUUUGUAUUUGAUUAUUGUAUUGGGAGAGAGAAUUUUGCUUGAAUUAAAAAGCAAUUCAAUUGUAAUCCAUUUUAUUUGACUUGCAAUCGAGUCUUGAGAAACCCAAAAUCCCGAUUAUCUCGAGAUCUGUGGAUCGAAUCACAAUAAAUCCAACUUUAUUCGAAAGAUCAGAAAAUUUCGGAUCUCAUCCUCUGGUAUUGAACCCAUUUUGCCCCACUGGUUGCCCGUAAAAUCAGCAAAGACGUUUUUCUCGGCGAAAACGGUUUUUCCCCGGUAUUUACAUGAAAAACGGGGCAGAACGGGUUCGUGACCAGAGGUUGAGGUCGGAAAUUUUCCGAGGAAUCCAACGAAGUAAAAUUUAUUUCCCUAGCCCCAUCAGAUCCCGAGAUAUUCAGCAAAAACAAAACUCGACUGCAGCAAAUUCGUCUUCACUAUAUUUUAAUUAAUUACUGAAACUUAAUUAGUAAUGAGCGUGUAUAAUAGCUUACCUAACACUUGAAACUUCUUUUUUAACUGAAAAUGAAUGCUUAUAAGGGAUUUGUAUUAAAAGCACAUGCAAUAUAGUUAAAUAAAGCCCCUGAAAACCUAAAAAGCGAGAAAAUUUGAACAAAAAAUUUCCCAUUAAUGAACUAAAACCAAUUAAAAACCCUUAAAUUAAACAACAACGUGCUGUGCUGAUACACGUGGCACAUGUGUUUGGAGUUAUGUCUGAUAAUAUAAUGAAAAUGAAUGAAUAAAUACAGAAUAUAAUUAUAAUAGUUAAGUAAUUAAGAAAAAGUGGGUUGGAUACUGAUUAAAAAAAAUAUCGAUUAUAUUUGCAUAUUGUAUUGGUCCCCCAGACAGACGUCGUGUGGAACUAAUUGUAUAAACUUAGUAAAUAAUUAAUGAUGGUGGGAGAAAUUAUUCAGCAGAUGAUUGAGAAAAAUUUGAAAAAAGAUGAUUGAGGGACAUUUCGAGAGGAUGGGAUUGAUUCAUCAAUUGAUUAAUUGUGAGGAUUGAUUGAUUGACAACGCAAUAGUAUACAGUAUAAAAAAAGUGUUUUAAUAAAUAUCAAUAGAAAAAAAAUCGAGUUACAUGAUAAAAAAUAUCUACAUCGGUUACAAAGUUUUUUUCGAAUACAAAAUUACAUUUCCCUCUGUUUUACUUUUUUUAUUAAACAAAAUCAGGCUUUGUUUUGCUCAAUGGAAGAGUAAAAUGGGAGUUUUUAUUUAUUUAAA